Dioscorea cayenensis subsp. rotundata (Guinea yam) is the source of this 462-nucleotide messenger RNA. RefSeq names its product ethylene-responsive transcription factor LEP-like. Bases 1 to 462 code for a protein of 153 amino acids. The record is from RefSeq and is a predicted model, not a curated record. Gene Ontology annotation, molecular function: DNA binding; DNA-binding transcription factor activity. NCBI's taxonomy places the organism in Eukaryota, Viridiplantae, Streptophyta, Magnoliopsida, Dioscoreales, Dioscoreaceae. Gene Ontology annotation, biological process: regulation of DNA-templated transcription. The transcript has a single exon.
AUGGACAUGCUUGACUUACAAUGCAUCAUCUUACCCCGUCAUCAGAGAAGACGAUGUAGAGCAUUGACGGGGUACUUAGGAGUACGAAAGAGACCAUCAGGACGUUAUGCGGCGGAGAUUAGAAACCCUUCUACUAAAAAAAGACAUUGGUUAGGCACAUUUGAUACACCAGAAGAAGCAGCAGUGGCUUAUGACAUGUCUUCAAUCACCUUUAGAGGUAUCGAGAAAGCUCAGACUAAUUUUUGCUAUAAGUUUCUCACUAUGUCUUCUCCAUCUCCUCCAUCACCGCCACCAUCACCUCUUUCUUCGGAAAAGGAGAAGAAAUAUUGUUCUGAAGAUAACUUGGAGAUUAAUGAUGAUCAUGAUCAUUUGGUUGAUAGAGAUGACGAUUGGAUCAAUAUUACCACCAUUUUGCAGAGUUUUUGUCAAUCAAAUGCAUUACCUUCGUCUUUAAUACUGUAA